Molecule: messenger RNA, 537 nt
Organism: Apis cerana (Asiatic honeybee)
Lineage: Eukaryota; Metazoa; Arthropoda; Insecta; Hymenoptera; Apidae
Gene: Aprt
Product: adenine phosphoribosyltransferase
Biological process (GO): AMP salvage; adenine salvage
Cellular component (GO): cytoplasm
Molecular function (GO): adenine phosphoribosyltransferase activity; AMP binding; adenine binding
Source: RefSeq, a predicted model, not a curated record
AUGAAUAAAAACGAAAAGAUUCAGUUAUUACGAGAUUCAAUUGCCACUUUUCCUGAUUUUCCUAAACCCGGUGUUCUGUAUCGUGAUAUAUUUGGUAUUUUCCGCAAUAUUUCCGCAGUGAGGGCAAUGAAAGAUUUAAUAGUGGAACAUAUUUUAUUUCUUGAAGUAGAUUUCAUAGUUGGUUUAGAUUCACGAGGUUUUCUUUUUGGACCUAUAAUAUGCAUGGAAUUAGGAAAACCAUUUUUGCCAAUUAGAAAAAAAGGAAAACUCCCAGGAAAGGUUUUUAAUCGUACCUUUAAUUCAGAAUAUGGAGAGGAUACUUUUGAAAUACAAACAGAGCAAAUAAAACAAGGAAGUCGAGUGCUUAUUGUAGAUGAUUUACUAGCAACAGGAGGUACCAUGGAAGCUGCAAUAGAAUUAGUGAAAGCAGUUGGAGGUGAAGUAAUUGAAUGUUUAACAAUAAUUGAAUUAAUUGGAUUAAAGGGAAGAGAAAAACUUAGUGUACCUGUUCACUCAUUUAUUCAAUAUGAUUCUUAA